CUCCACCUUUCUUCCAUUUUAUCUCUCUCUCUCUCUUUCUUUACACUGUUCGUGUGUGUGUGUGAGUAACUUUCUUUCUCUCAAAAAAAAUGGAUUCGAUCAAUUUCGAUAACGUGAAAGCAGAGAAGGCCAAGGCGUUGCGGCGAUACAACCGCUUCCGCGGAAUCGGACGUUUCUUCCGUGCGGCUGAGGUCUGCGUCGCCAUCCUCUUCAUAUUAUGGACGUUUACACGUCUUCCUUUCGCCGUUCAAAUCUCCAGAGAGUUUCUCCGCCGUGUCGCUGGCGUUAUAUCCACUCCACUCUUCGUCUUUCUUUUUGGAAACUGCAUCGUCCUUGUUCUCCUCACCAAGUCCUCUGUAGAGGAAAACAGAGGAUCCUCGUCCUCCAACGCAGAAACAGAGAUCUACGAGGCGUUGGUCAGAUCCAAGCCGUGUGAUGAAGGAGAGUUGGCAGAUGAUCAGAUCAUUUACGACGACAAAGAAGUGAUCGUUGUCACUGAUCCUUCAAAUAAUAUUCCUCAUGGUUCAGAUACGAGUUCCGUUUCAGAUGAGCCUAAGGUGUAUGGAAGAAGCAAGUCCGAAGUUGAUUGUCGAAAGCAGCAGAGUAGUGAAGAUGAUCAUAUGGUGGUGAUCCCUACCCCUUCUUCUCUCCAUAGAUCGGAGACGGAAAAGUGCAUGAAGAUCCAAGAUAAUAAUAACUCGUGGGAGGAUAGUAAUAAAAAUAAGAAUAAUAAUAAUAAUUAUGAGGAGGAUAACCUUAGCAACGAAGAGUUUCAGAAAACGAUUGAAGCAUUCAUAGCCAAACAGCGCAUGUUUCGUCGCCAAGAAUCUUUAGCCGUCGUCCUCCACAACAACCAAUCCUAAUUAUCAUAAACAAAAAAAAAAGAAGGGUAUCGGAUUCUAUUACCAAAUUCCGAAUCAACACUACGUAACAAACAAUGUUUUGUUAACCAUAUGGAAUCUUAUUUCAAUAUUCCAGCUAGUCGUGUGUAAAAAUCUUAUCCCUGCAGCUCUCUAUGUACAGUAGUAAUUAGUUGCUUAUCAGGGAAGAUAUAAUAAUAUAUAUCUUUUUUUUUUACUUGUUCUUUGCUGUAGUGACUAUCACUUAUUCAUACAAACUUGAAGUAGAAAUGUUGUCUCGUGACUAUGUAAAUUAUGCCUUUUACCAGAACCCCCUUUUCCUAUUACAAAA
Molecule: messenger RNA, 1191 nt
Organism: Eruca vesicaria subsp. sativa (arugula)
Lineage: Eukaryota; Viridiplantae; Streptophyta; Magnoliopsida; Brassicales; Brassicaceae
Source: the annotation of a GenBank genome assembly